AUGACCUCCUACGAGUAUCCCGAUUUUCUCAAAAAGGAUUACCUAGAGUACUGGGUAAAAGAGUACAGUAUGAAAUUCAAAAGAGAGACUGAAGAAGAGGGCGGCAAAUGGUUUCUCGAAGUCGGAAUUGCCGACAAAUUGAUUUCGGCAGAAGGAGAUAUUGUCCUGGUCAAUCAUGAGUUUUGGAAUAGACGGAAAGGGGAAGAUUAUCCAGCAACAAUUAAAAUUACGGCUUUUGACCCGGAGCUGUUUACGAAGGACAAUAUUUUGGAUGAUGAGACAGACGAGCACAAUUACAAUUUUAAAGUCAUCACUGCUCUCGAAAAAGAUAAAUUCAAAAGAACCGGUCCGAAUCACUUGGUGGACAUCGAAAUCUACUGGUUCGAUGACAAGGAUAUGGCAAAAGCAAAACUUGGAGUGAUGAGCAUUCACAAAGAUACUGUUCCAAGAUGA
Messenger RNA from Oikopleura dioica, 453 nucleotides. The record is from the annotation of a GenBank genome assembly. NCBI's taxonomy places the organism in Eukaryota, Metazoa, Chordata, Appendicularia, Copelata, Oikopleuridae.